Messenger RNA from Monoraphidium neglectum, 1263 nucleotides. RefSeq names its product putative DNA primase large subunit. The record is from RefSeq and is a predicted model, not a curated record. Gene Ontology annotation, cellular component: alpha DNA polymerase:primase complex. The transcript is spliced from 7 exons. Gene Ontology annotation, biological process: DNA replication, synthesis of primer. Lineage: Eukaryota; Viridiplantae; Chlorophyta; Chlorophyceae; Sphaeropleales; Selenastraceae. Bases 1 to 1263 code for a protein of 420 amino acids.
AUGGGCGACAUGACGGCGCGCGACGCCAUCACCCAGGGCGAGCGCACCCUCUUCUUCAAGGUGCCCUUCAUGGCGGUGCCAGACCUGGUCGCGUCCCGCAGGGUGCUGCUGCGCGGCGGGGUGGCCUAUGUGGCGCAGGAGCAGGUCUACUCAUUGGUGCUGGGCGCCUUCCGGGCGCACCUCAGUGCGGCGCUCGCUGAGCUGGCGCAGCGCUGGGGCGUGUUUGCGGCGACAGAGGCCGGGCGCCUGGCGCCGCUGGUCGAGGCGAUGCCGACAAGGAGCCUCAGCAGCAGCGAGGGGAAGAAGCUUCCCGGCGGCGGCGAGAUCACCGCCGCCCAGGUCCACCAGAUCGCGGCGGAGCGCCACCUGCCGCCCUGCAUGUCCCUCAUGUACGAGCGGCUGGCCUCUGAGCACCACCUGAAGCACUACGGCCUGCAGCAGAUGAGCCUGUUCCUGAAGCACAUCGGGCUGCCAUUGGAGCAGGCGGUGCUGUUCUGGCGGUCAAUGUUCUCGCCAAGGGAGCCCCUGCUCGAUGGCGGCGGGCCGUCCCAGGCGCUCUCCGCUCUCGCGCCAGAUCAUCCGCGCCUGGGGUCGCGGGGCCGAGUCCCGCCGCGCGCCGCCUCGCCCCGCCCCUCUGUCUGCCAGUUGCCUGACGAGCUGGCGUCCCUCCUUGCGCGCUGCACGUGCGUUGCCGUGUGCAGGACCCCCGCCGACAAGUUCAAUCGGGAGUACGCGUACAACAUCAGAUACAACUACGCACAGGAGGGCAAGCGCGCGGACUGGGGUGAGUGGAGCUGCGUGCGCAUCAUCCAGCGCGAGGUCGGGCCCUGCUCCAACGCGGGCGAGUGCAACGGCGGCUGCCCCUUCAAGCUGCUGGACGAGCCCAAGCUGCGGCUGCUGCUGGGGAAGCUCGGCUGCAGCGACAGGCUCGCGGCCGACGCGGCGACCAAGGCGCGCGGCAAGCACUACCAGCUGGCCUGCGCCCUGGCCUUCGAGGGAAUUAGUGGGGUGCCGCACGACACGGGCAUAAACCGCCCCUCGGAUUACUACGUGGCCAGCGUGGAGGCCGCCGCCCCCAAGGCGGCGGCGGGGGCCCCCGCCCCUGCGGCGGGGCAGCAGCAGCGGCAGGCGGGCGACGGCGGCGGGGCGACGCCGGCGGGCAGGGGCGCGGGCGCGUUUGGGACGCCUGUGGGGCCGACACCGGGAACGGCAGCUGGCGGCGGCGCGGGGUUCGGCACGCCGUUGGCAGCCCCAAGGUUCUAG